UCAAUAACUCAAAAAUAUAGGAAGUUGCACAUUGUGUGUUACAUAGUUCAGUAAGGUUGUUUUUGAAAAAAAAAAAAUCCUAUAUUUUAAUAUAAUGGGUUUUAAUGAAACUAAUCCCAUAAUAAAAACAUCAUCAGAUGGAGUAUGGCAAGGAGAACCUACUUUACACUAUGCUUUCCCAUUGUUGAUUAUUCAAACAACAUUAGUUGUUUUCCUCAGUCGAUUACUUGCUUUCCUCCUCAAGCCACUCCGUCAACCUAAAGUCAUCGCGGAGAUCCUCGCAGGGAUUAUGCUUGGACCAUCAGCAUUUGGGAGGAACAAAACUUUCACACAUUGGAUUUUUCCAUCAUGGAGUACUCCAAUUCUUGAAUGUGUAUCAAGCGUAGGCCUCUUAUUUUUCUUAUUCCUUAUUGGCCUUGAAUUGGACCUAAACACCAUACUUAAAAGUGGGAAAAAGGCUGCUGGAAUUGCAUUUGCAGGAAUUUCAUUGCCCUUUCUCUUUAGCAUUGGAGUUACUUUUGUUCUAAGAAAAAUAAUCAAAGGGAUUGAUAGUGUUGGAUAUGGAGAAUUUUUCUUGUUCAUUGGUGUUUCACUUUCAAUCACUGCCUUCCCUGUUCUUGCUCGAAUCCUAGCAGAAUUAAGGUUACUUACUACACAAGUUGGUGAAAUGGCCAUGGCAGCAGCUGCAUUCAAUGAUGUUGCUGCAUGGAUUUUACUUGCUCUUGCAGUUGCUCUAGCAGGAGGAACAACAGCUCAUCAUAGUCCUUUAAUUUCCCUAUGGGUUCUUCUAUCUGGAAUUGGAUUUGUGAUUUUUAUGUUCCUAAUUAUUAGACCAAUUAUGAUUAAGGUGGCACAAAAAUAUUCAAGUGGUGGGAACAACAAUAAUAUUGUUGAGGAAUUAUACAUAUGUUUGACCUUAGUUGGAGUAAUGUUGUUUGGUUUUACGACUGAUUUUAUUGGUAUACAUGCAAUAUUUGGAGCAUUUAUUUUUGGAUUAGUUAUACCAAAAAAUGGGGAUUUUUCAGGGAGGUUAAUUUCAAGAAUUGAAGAUUUUGUUUCUGGAUUAUUAUUGCCACUUUAUUUUGCAUCAAGUGGGAUUAAGACUGAUAUUUCACAAAUUCAUGGUGUUGGGGCAUGGGGACUUGUGGUUCUUGUUGUGUCAACAGCUUGUGCAGGGAAAGUUUUGGGGACAUUUAUAGUGGGAAUUAUGUUCUGUGCUAUACCAAUGAGGGAAGCCUUAGCACUUGGAUUUUUGAUGAAUACAAAAGGGUUGGUGGAGCUCAUUGUUCUAAAUAUUGGCAAAGAAAAAAAGGUUUUGGACGAUGAGACAUUUGCAAUAUUGGUGAUCAUGGCUCUUUUCACAACCUUCAUUACAACUCCUAUAGUAAUGGCUAUUAACAAGAAACCAUCAUCAAAGGAAGAUUUUCAACUCGAAAAACCACAGAAAAAGACCAAAAAACAAAACAAUCUCCAAAUCCUAGCGUGCUUACGUGGCCCGAGAGAUGCACAUACGCUCAUUAACCUCAUAGAGUCACUAAGGUCCGAUAAAAACAACAAUAACUACGCCUCAGUCAUCAAACUAUACGUGAUGCGACUCGUGGAAUUCACCGACCGGCUCUCGUCUAUAACCAUGGUUCAACGCACCCGAAAGAACGGGUUCCCGUUCAUCAGUGGGGUGCUCCGCGGAGACAACUCGACCGAUCAAGUGGGCGCAGCGUUCGAGGCGUAUAGCACGCUAGGACGGGUCAUUGUUCGACCCGCAAUGGCUAUAUCUGGUUUAUCGGACUUGCAUGAGGAUAUUAUUCAUGUUGCGGAGAAAAAACGAGUUGAAUUGAUUAUUUUGCCAUUUUAUAAAUAUUGGCAAAUAGAAGGGAAUGAAGUGGAGAUUCAUGCAGGGCAAGGAUGGAAAAUGGUGAAUGAGAGAGUGAUGAGUCGAGCGCCGUGCUCGGUAGCGGUGGUGAUUGAUCGUGGACUACAAGUUAACAAUGGGAUGAGAGUUUGCAUUGUGUUUUUUGGAGGAGUUGAUUGUUGUAAGGCAUUGGAAAUUGGUAGUAAAAUGGUUGAACAUCCUGCUAUUAGAGUUACAUUAGUAAGAUUCAUUCAUCCUGGAAGUACUAAUUUUGAUGAAGCUCAAAGGUCUUUGGAUGAUAUUACUAUUUCAGAGUUCAAGAUGAAGUGCGGUAAACAAAUUCUAUAUGCUGAGAAAGAAGCAAACAAUUAUAAUUUGGUGACUGAAGUGUUGGCAAUUGGAAAAUGUGGGGAAUUUGAACUCAUGAUAAUAGGGAAUAAAGUUAAGUUCCCACAAGGCAUAAUGGCAAAACUAUUUGAUGAGCAACACUUAAAUGAGAAGAAUAAUUCAGAAUUUGGACCAAUGGCUAAUUUAUUGGCUUCAUCAGGCAAAGGGAUAACAAGCUCUGUCCUAGUGAUUCAACAACAACAUGCUAGUAAUGAUAUUGGGAACUCAAAAGUGGCUAGUUUUGUAGAUGGUUCAGGCAACAUUGAUAACAAUGUGUGAUUAAUUUGAUAUGAUAUGGUAUUGUCAUCAAAUUAGUAUUAGUUGUUGUCAUUUUCUUGAGUGGAGGAUGUAUCAGAAAUAACGUUUCAACCCCAUGAGGAUAGGAGUAAGGUCUGUGUAUAAACCAUUCUCCCCACUUGUAAGAUUAUAGUGGAAUUGUUAUUGUUGUCGUGUUGUUAGCUUUGGCAGUUGAAUUUGAAGAAUAGUAAUUAAAGUUUACAUUAGUGUGCUUUGUUUGUAUAUGUAGAAGAGUUGAAAAAAAUGAGUGAAGUCCCUUCUCAUCUCAUAUUAUGACUAUCUAAGACUUUAAGUUGUGUUUU
Molecule: messenger RNA, 2835 nt
Organism: Capsicum annuum
Lineage: Eukaryota; Viridiplantae; Streptophyta; Magnoliopsida; Solanales; Solanaceae
Product: cation/H(+) antiporter 20
Exons: 6
Coding region: 95-2515 (806 amino acids)
Biological process (GO): regulation of pH; proton transmembrane transport
Cellular component (GO): membrane; endomembrane system
Molecular function (GO): antiporter activity
Source: RefSeq, a predicted model, not a curated record